Colletotrichum graminicola M1.001 is the source of this 3453-nucleotide messenger RNA. Its product is annotated as ribosome biogenesis protein Urb1. The transcript is spliced from 2 exons. Gene Ontology annotation, cellular component: nucleolus. NCBI's taxonomy places the organism in Eukaryota, Fungi, Ascomycota, Sordariomycetes, Glomerellales, Glomerellaceae. The record is from RefSeq and is a predicted model, not a curated record. Gene Ontology annotation, biological process: maturation of LSU-rRNA from tricistronic rRNA transcript (SSU-rRNA, 5.8S rRNA, LSU-rRNA); maturation of 5.8S rRNA from tricistronic rRNA transcript (SSU-rRNA, 5.8S rRNA, LSU-rRNA). The coding region runs from base 1 to 3453 and encodes 1150 amino acids.
AUGGUCAAACGUCCUUCUCGCGGACUCGAGGGCGCAGAUGUCUUGCGCAAGAGGCAGAAGGUCGUGCAUGAAGCUCCGACUUUCGAAGAGGUCAACCAUUCGCGACACCUCCAGCAGCUCUUGACCUUUGACCAGGACCAAAAACGAGCGCGGCACGGCAUCCAGUCCCUCAAGGUCUUCCUGGACGGCUUCAGCUCUGGCAAUGGCGACAACAAGGACCGGUUCACCACUCUUCGGGAGUACCUCGACGCCGCCCGGCCGCGCGACACGAGCGACAACGCCGUCCACCUCGGUGACAUAAUGGAGACUUGGUCGUACGCUGCGCAGGUCAACAAUGAGGCCAUGAUGUCCGCCGUGCCCGCCGUGCUGGCCCUGUUGCUGCAGGUCGCCUCGCAGACCCUCGAGCUGCUCCCGCAUGCCCUGGACAUCGCCCGCACGCUGCUGCAGGAGCGCCAGCUGAAGCUCAUUGCGCGGUGUCUGUCGGCGCCCAAGGGCAGCGGGUACGUCAUUUCGCCGACGCUGCGGCUGGUGCGCGAGCUCGUGAUGCUCGACGGCGGGACGCUGGCAAGGCGGGUGUUCCGCGCGCGGGACCACACGUUUGCGAGCUUCGCGCGCAACCUGGAGAUUCGGCACCUCGGGGGCGCCGCCGACGGUGAGAAGAACAGCAGCGUUGAGGACCCGUCGAGGCCGUCGGUGCGGACGAACGCCAUCAAGCUGUUCCUGAGCUGUCUCAAGUUCCUGCCGGCUGAGGCGAAGAAGGAGAUGCUGAUGCUCAAGGAGGUGUUUUCGCAUCUGACGUUUCUGCUAAAGGACGACCCGCCGUACCUUAUUCUCGAGAUGCUGGCCGCGUUGAAGAAGCACGUGCUCUUGGACGACAAGCUGCCACGCGAGGUCAAGUUCCGGACCUUCAACACAAAGACCCUGGACCGCUUGGCUGGGCUGUAUGCGUACAGACAUGACGUUGAGGGAGACGGCAAGCCUUCUGUCAGGGGGUCCGUUCACGAAUUUCUGCUUUACACCUGCACGACGCCUGGUGCCGGAGUUCUCUACUCUGGAACCGGCAUCUACCCGAAGGAGCUCGAGGAUGAGGCGGCACAGGACGUUAAGAGCCUAGACGACUACGGUCUAGAGCGCAUCGCGUGGAUGGACAAGUACAAGGACGAUAUCGCCGUCGCCAACUUUGUGCUCUCAGAAUUCAUUCAAAAACUGCGGCCGUGGUCGAGUCUGAAACACAGCGAGCUCAUCGUCGCCAUCUUCCAGGCGGCGCCGGAGCUUGUUGCCAGCUACUUCUUGAACAACAAGUCCUUUACCUUCGAGCCGAAGCUGUCCAUGACGUGGAUUGGGUACGCCGCCUUCCUAUUCAACACGGUAAAUCUGCCGUUACCACCGCAUUACGGUCCAACAACAGGUUACCGCCGAGUUCCCCCACCGACUUCGAUCCUCCUCGACAACAUUCUGCCGCUCCCGCUCAAGCAGCGAGACCUUGUCCGUUGUCUCUCCAACAAGUCGACCCUCAUCUCGUUCUUCGCCAUCCGCAUCCUCGUCCUUGCCCUCCAAAAGCUCGAGGUCGCCCUGAAGAUGCAUCGCGAGGCGGCCGAAUCGUCGAAGUCGACCUGGGAAAUGGCGGCGCGUAAGCUCAUCGACGAGUUCUACCAGAAGAUCCCCGACAUGAAGGAGGUGACCAAGUGCUACAAGGCCAUGGCGGAGGAGAAUGUCCUGCAGCGCGAGGCCGCCAGCAGGCUGUUGCUGCUGUACUAUGAGGUCAUACCGCAGGUCGCGCUGCGGGCCAACUUUGACGUCUCACCGUUCCUGGUCAAGUCGCUCACGCGCCUCGAUAGCAGGGCCGAGGAGCCGCAGAACCAGGCCCUGGCUCUGAUGGAGCUGGAGAACUUGAUUGCUAUCGCGGGGUACUCCCCGGGCAUGAGGUGGUUCGCCAAGACGGAGGGCCUUGCGGCGUCGCCGUUCGUCGCACUGCUCAAGUUCUACGUCGAGAAUGCGCAGGGGCGGUCGAAGCUGAAGGAGGUCCUUGAGUCUGUGGCGGUGCAACACCAGCUUGUGUUGCAACAGGUCGGCCUCACCCCCCUGCUCCGCGCGGCUCGGGAGCUGAAAAAGGGCGGCAAGCCGCGGAACCUGGACCUCAUUUGGGAAUACCUCGACAACUGCGCCGGGAGAUGCGCGGCGUCGCCGCUCAAGUACGUCGAAUUGAUGCAGGAGAGCGUCACCGAGGGCCAGGUAGGCAACUCGACCAGCUUGAUCCUGGCCACUGUGGUCGAGCAGCUGCCGUUCGUCGCCGACAAAGCGACGGACAAGAAGGACCUGGAGCAUCUGUCCGAGUUCUUAACGGUGCUUUUGAGUUGCGCCCAAACAAACGGAGAGGCCCCAGCUGUGAUCGGUGUCUUUGCCAAGAAGAUGACGGAGAUUCUGGUAGGUCGGGCGCCGGCCGUCGUCCCAAAGGCUGACGUUGCUUUGCUCGGGGGCGAGGCGGGCGAGGGAGCUGCCUCUGAAGUCAACGGCGCCGGGCCCCAACGGCAAAAGCCGGUCAUUGUGAACGGAGAGCUCGACGACUCUUCACUGGAAGCGAUCCUGGACGUGCCGUUCGGCCCCGACGAAGAUAACUCGGCGCUCCUGAAAUGGAACUUCAAGAGCGUCGAGGACCUUGUAGACGAAGGCUACGCCGCGGCGCUCAUCCGUCUCUUGUGGUCGGAGCACGCCAGCAUCCGCCAGGAGGCCCUUACAAACAUCCUGAAAAUGGCGGCCAAGUUCAAAGAAUCAACCUAUGAAGAGAAGGAUCAGAUCUGGCUCCUCCUCUCGGAGCUUGCCGAGUCGUCACGCGUGCUCGUCGCCCGCGGUCCCGUUCCCUCGCCGCUCGUCUCCUUCGCCAUCAGCGCCCUCGAGGUGCUCAAGAACCCGCUUCACUGCCUCUACGCCAAGGUCAACAGCUUCCUCACGCGCGGGCCCGUGUGGCAGCACGACAAGGUGCCGCUGGCGCACGACAUCCUACACGGCGCCCCGUCCGACGAUGACAAGUACUAUACCGAGGUGAGCUGGCUGCUCGCGUACCUGCUGGACGGCCUGCGCACGCCGGCGGACCUGGCCGUGUACCACCAGAAGAAGUGGUUCGAGAAGGUGUUUGCGCUCGCGGGCAACCCGUACAUGCGGGCGAACCUGCGGACGAGGAUCCUGAGGGUGCUCUGGCGAGCGACAUGCAUCGAGGGCGGGAGCACGACGCUGGCGACGAGGUUCGGCAUCGUGAGCUGGCUGGAGGCGCAGGAGGCCAGGUGUGGCGGCGGCGGCGAGCCCUCGGCCGAGGACAAGGUGGAGCGAAUCGACGCGGAUAGCCGGGAGACGAGACGGCUGUAUCGGGCGCUGAGAAGGAGGGUUUGGGAGACGUGUGACCAGGAGAGGGUCGGCGAGUGGAGCCGGAAGGGGAUUCCUUCAGCCUUGGGGGCUUGA